Messenger RNA from Parathielavia appendiculata, 622 nucleotides. RefSeq lists its product as uncharacterized. The coding region runs from base 151 to 591 and encodes 146 amino acids. Lineage: Eukaryota; Fungi; Ascomycota; Sordariomycetes; Sordariales; Chaetomiaceae. The record is from RefSeq and is a predicted model, not a curated record. The transcript has a single exon.
GUUUUCAAGAGAAAGCAGCCGGCAAAACUCGCGAAUAACAGAAGGAUUUUCGGAAUCGUUCGUGCCGAAACAAUCCUAUUCAUACGGUAAUAAGGGUGUGACUCUGAACUGAUAAAUGGAUUGUUUGAGGGAACACGCGCUUUAGAAGGGAUGGUUCCCUGCUCCCCGCGGAUCCUUUUAUUCCGUCACUCACACGUAGCUGCUUGGUUAUGGCGGCUUCUGCCGUGCCUGUGGCCCAACCGAGGUUCCGAGGUCAAUCACAUUGGAUGUCUCGGCAACAUCUGCUUAUGCCAGGCAUUGCCCAUAUUCCGAGCAAGGUCGGACGUUUCAAACUUUGAAUGUCCCCCUGAUUUAUCUGGCCUGUUGGUCCCGUUGCAUUGUCAAUCAUACCUCUCGGUGGAAUGCUGUACCUUUAAGGUGUCACUUUACCACCUCAAAUCCACUUCGAGAUGCCUCAUACUCUUGCCAACCUGGAAAAUGAUCUUGGCCAGAAGGUUCCAGGCUCUUCUUUCGGAUACACUCCCGUCGGGAUCAGGCCAGGCCAUCAACGGGUCUAGGCCUGUCAGUGCGGCCGCAUGGACCCCGAGAUAGCCCACUUUCAACUAGAAUGGCUCAGAACGGU